AUGGCCAUGGAACUGCCUUGCGAUCGCAAGGCUACGGCGAAGCGCUCCUAUCGGCACGUCGACAAUAGUCAUACACCCUUCACAAACCGCUCUAUGUCUGGGGGAGCUGCGGCACUCACUCUACUUACUCUCAUGCCUGGAGUAGCAUCGGCACAAAGCAACGGCGGAUGCAUAUCAUUACAAGGCUCAAAAGCAUGCCCUGCUUUUGGAUCGGCUUCCGUUUCGACCAACAGUGGCAUGGUCCAGAUGUAUCCGUUCUUGCAAUUUGUAUCCGACACAGGGUCCUUCGACUAUCAACUGUCGACUUACGUGAAAACAUCUUAUGUAAAAGACAAAUAUCAAAGCUUAUUCGGCUGUGGUAAUAUCAAUUUUACUGACCCGAGUAACAUGUACGCCCGGUACACAACAACGCUACUGUGCAACACCCUCAUUCAGAAGUCGAUUAGCUCUUGCUCGCUUACUGGCGACGCGACAAGGCCGUUGUGUGCAGAUACAUGUGCCGAUUUUGCUCAAAGUGAAGCCUACAUUACUGCUGACAAAAAUCUCUGUUCUAACCCUGGUCCUGAUUUGAGCAAACUUAUCCGCGCCGAUUUUGCGACGUGCUCUUUGCCUGAGGAUGCCCUUACCAGCAAGUGCAUUGCUGGAUUUGACAAUGAGUCAUACAACUGUGGUUUUGGUAAUAGCACUAUUGGUCUCUGCUCCUACUGCGCCGCCGGAGGCACCAACUCAACCGAUACCUGCUGCUAUAAUGCGAAUGCCGAGAAACGAUGCGAAGGUGUUAAGCUCCCCCCUAUCACCGCGACCAUGACCUUUACUCCUCCAACCGCGACAUCAACACCAUCUUCAACUGGGACUCCGGGUGAUGCUAAUGGCAGCGACGGCGGCAACAAGCUCAGUGGUGGCGCCAUAGCUGGUAUUGUUAUCGGCUCGCUUAUUGCAAUUGCCCUCUUGGCUCUGGCGAUUUUCUUCUGUUUCCGGGUCAUGCGCCGCCGACGUGGAAGCCAGCAAGGCAGCAUCUUUAACCAACCCUCUCCGGCUCGAAAGGGUCCUUUGAUGGCACAAGCUAAGCAGACCGCUCCGGAAGGAUAUGAGGUUCUACCUGGUGGUCGCGUGGCUCGUAUGGCAGCGUUGGAGGGCCAUUCUGGCGGUGGCGGCUCACCCACGCAACGAAGCGGCAACAAUGGCGUUGCUGCUUUCGUAGGUGGUGCUCCUCGCAAGGGAACCGAUACCCAGUCCUCCUCUGACGAGUAUGCUGAAUCCCCCGAGCGUGGAGGUGUUUUGCGGCCGCCGCCAACAUCUAGAAGACAAGGGUCAUUGUCAAGCGGCUCUGCUCUCGGGAGCGAUGACCCACAAUCGCCGGGCAGUGCUGGAUAUUCUUCACCCCUCGGUAUGGCUAGCCAACAGUCGGAGCAACUGCCGUUUUUCAAAGACUACUAUUCCCAGGAUGAUAUCCAUCCUUCCGACAAGGUGGCAGUUCUUUGGGCAUAUCAACCUCGCGCCGCCGACGAAUUCUCUCUUGAGCGUGGCGACAUGAUCAAAGUUGUUGGAAUCUGGGAUGACGGCUGGGCCACAGGCAUCAUGCUUGAUGAACGUGCAGACGAGUGGGAAGCUCGACGACAAGCCCAACGGGACAGUGGCGUGUCGAACACGUCGGGCAUUCGCGACGAAUCGCCAGAGGCCCAGGGUGAAAUGAAAGCAUUUCCAUUGCCAGUUGCAGCUGCACCUCUGAACUACAGCAGCUCGUCAUUUCGUAUCUCGAUCGCAAUGUUGAGCGAUGUACAUAAUCUGUUUCUACGACAAAAUCAACCGCAGCCUUUCAGCAUCACGACGAAUGAGCGAGCGUCCGACGUCCUAGCGACCAUCAUGCCUGUUACCCGAACCUAUUUGUUGGCCGUUUUCAUGUGCGCUAGUAACUUUGACGAGAGAAAAUCAGGCGCGCAUAAUCUUAAUCAUUUUAUUACCUCCGAUCACUUGGUCUAUCAUUCUUGA
This is a messenger RNA of Metarhizium acridum CQMa 102, 1989 nucleotides long. The record is from RefSeq and is a predicted model, not a curated record. Lineage: Eukaryota; Fungi; Ascomycota; Sordariomycetes; Hypocreales; Clavicipitaceae.